Molecule: messenger RNA, 959 nt
Organism: Coregonus clupeaformis (lake whitefish)
Lineage: Eukaryota; Metazoa; Chordata; Actinopteri; Salmoniformes; Salmonidae
Product: permeability factor 2
Exons: 4
Coding region: 123-470 (115 amino acids)
Biological process (GO): inflammatory response; chemokine-mediated signaling pathway; antimicrobial humoral immune response mediated by antimicrobial peptide
Cellular component (GO): extracellular region
Molecular function (GO): CXCR chemokine receptor binding; chemokine activity
Source: RefSeq, a predicted model, not a curated record
AAAUCACUUCGUUAGCAAAAAGACCACUGCAUGCUCGUCCCACAACAGAAUCAUCCUUAGAGACCAUUAGAGACCUACAGUAAAGCUGUCGUCCACGGGGUUGCAUGUAAACGUAUAUCACCAUGAACACUGCAAGCAUAACCAUCAUUCUGCUCACCCUCCUGGCCAUUUUCUCAACAACUGAAGGGAUAAAGCAACCACUGGUUCUACGCUGCCUUUGCCCCAAAGUGCAGGCUGGUCUUAUUCCGUUCAGGGAUUUGAAGAGUGUGUGGCACCUCUCUCCUCGCCCACACUGUUCAAAGACUGAAGUCAUUGUCAGACUCAAAAGUGGACGUCAACUCUGCCUGGACCCAAAGAACCGUUUGGUGAAGAUUCUGGUGGAGAGAUCAACCAGAAGAAUGCAGGAACGUAAACAUUCUAAAGAGGUUGGAAGCACCACUCGUGCCCCGUUACACUUGUCAACCAAAUAAUGGACAUGAUUCAACAACUUGUCGACUGGUCUGCCUGCCCAGUGCCCAAUUCUGAUGCAUCCACUACAAUACUACGAUGCUUAUUGGGAUUGUUGCACUGUGAAAGAAUUGAUAAACUGACUUUCUUCUCCUGCGCAGAAGGAUAAAUGUGACAUUGUAUGCACAUUUUAUUUAUCCGUGCAUGACUUCAUUGCUGUCUCAUACAUCACACCCUAAUAUAUCACAUUAUAUGAGUAAUAUGGCUAGUCAUUGUUUAUAAUAUGUUUAUUACAUAUGUGUUUAUUCCAUAUAACAUGUUUUAGUACAUGUAUGUUCAUUACAUCUUCACCUGUGAAGGGCACAUGUAGCCUCAGGAGUCCUUAGAAGAGAGCUGCAUAUAGGUCACUGAAAAGAGAUCUUUAUAACAGGACUUAAAGACAGAGUGUCUGUCCAUUGAUGCUUUCAUUUUAUAACUUGUCUAAGCAAGCAAAUAAAAACAACAUAUUCAUA